Portunus trituberculatus (swimming crab) is the source of this 5341-nucleotide messenger RNA. Its product is annotated as proton-coupled folate transporter-like. The record is from RefSeq and is a predicted model, not a curated record. NCBI's taxonomy places the organism in Eukaryota, Metazoa, Arthropoda, Malacostraca, Decapoda, Portunidae. The transcript is spliced from 6 exons. Bases 638 to 2479 code for a protein of 613 amino acids. Gene Ontology annotation, biological process: transmembrane transport. Gene Ontology annotation, cellular component: membrane. Gene Ontology annotation, molecular function: transmembrane transporter activity.
ACUGCCUCCCAGCCUCCCGCCCCUUCAACACGUCCCCUUGCUUCACCGGCACCCCUACCGUCGCUCCUCCGCCGCCUCCGCCGCCCCCCGUCAUUACCUGGGCGCAACAUGGGCACCGGCAACAAAACACGGCGCGUGACCUUUCGGGCAGCGUUAAGCGGGUGACCCUCGGGCGUGACGUCAGUGCGAGGCGUGGUGGUGGCGGGCGGGCGGCAGCGGCUCACUUUUGGCCGGGCCAGGACGCGGAAAGCAGCGCCGCCACCCUCCCUCGUCCCUAGUGACUCCCAGUGGCUCCCAGUGGCAGCACCGCGGCACUUUCCAGGCACAGGUCGCACCUCAGGCGCCGCCACCUCUCUGCUCCUGGUGGCUUGGCGAAGGUCGGACCUCUGCUGCUGUGACGAGGGGCGGGCACGGCGGCGCUACUGCCGCAAACUGGCUAGCGGUGCGGGCGCGGCGGACACAGUCUUGGGUGGGGGUGUGGUGUCGGUGUGUGGUGGUGUGGUGGUGUUAGUGCUAGUGGUGGUGGUGUGAGUGGCUCGCUCAGUGGGCGGGCGGGUGUCCUGCCCGUUGAGGGCGCGGCGUGGGCGUUAGCGGCAACGGGCCAGCAGCACCAGCAGCAGCAGCAGCAUCGGUGAGCAUGGCGUCGGGCGCCCCGCAGGCCACGUCGCCAUGGCGGAAGCUGGUGGCGUGCCUGGGCACCAUCUCGGUGGAGCCGGUGAUGCUGCUGGACGGCCUGGGCUACUCCAACAUGGUGGUGCUGGUGGAGAACCUGCAGAUGGACAAGGUGUGUCAGGUGAACUUGAACUACAGCAAGGAGGUGUGCGACAACCUGACGCACCACCGCCACGUUAAGGAGGCCAUGACCAAGGAGGUGAGCGUGUUCGCCAUGUACAACGGCAUCAUCAUGGCCGUCAUCCCGCUCUUCUUCAUCCUCUUCAUCGGCGCCUGGAGUGACAAGUACGGCCGCAAGGUGCCCCUCGUGCUAUCCACCAUCGGCCACAGCCUGUACGCCCUCGGCUACCUGGUGGUGUCCAUGGUGGACGCCUGGCCCGUGGAGUACCUGUUGUUCGUGGCGCUGUUGGACUCCCUCGGGGGCGGCACCGUCAGCUUCCUGACGGCGGCCAACUCCUACAUCAGCGACGUGACCUCCGAGGAGACCCGUACGUCUCGCGUGGGUCUCGCCAACAGCAUCUGGUUCCUGGGCGGCCCCAUCGGCACGCUGAUGGGCACGUAUAUCUACAAGGCGGGCGGGUACCCGGUGCUGUUCGGCACGUCCCUCGCCAUGUAUAUCGUGUCCCUGACGUACAUGGCGCUGUUCAUGCCGGAGAGCCACGGGCCCUUCGCCAACGUGCAGAAGCUGGAGAAGGUGCUGCCACCCAAGCAGUCCCUGAGGCUGCGGGAGAGCGUGGCGUGGGUGUAUGGCAUCGACAAGAAGAAGAAGGACCUGAUGAGCACCAAGAGCAUCGUGAAGCGCGCCAAGACCAUCACACUCUCCAAGAUGGUGCGGGACUUCUUCGACCCGCGCCGCUUCCUGGACAGCAUCAGGAGCACGCUCAAGAAACGCGAGGGCAACGUGCGCCUAUACAUCCUGCUGCUCAUCUUCUGCAACCUGCUGCGCCGCCUGGGACGAGGUGCCUACAUGUACCAGUUCACCCGCACCGUCCUGGAUUGGCAAGCGGAUGACUAUGGGCUCUGGGUGACCUACAAGAACCUGCUGGCGGCCCUGGGAUCCCUCGCCGCCGUGCCCCUGCUGAGUGCUGUCCUGAAGGUGUCCGAUAAUGUCUUGGCUCUGGUCGGCGCCUUCUCGUCAGUGUUCGAUUACGUUUUCUAUGGCUUAGUCACAACGGAGACCUACUUCUUCAUCUGGCUUGCUCCAGUCGCCGCUCUGCUUGUCAACUCCUGCGCCAUCGCCAUCCGUGCCAUGAUUUCCAAAUACGUGGCUGCUGAUGAGCUGGGCAAGGUGUCGGCCGUGUUGGGAGCGCUGGACGGAGUGAUGCCCAUGAUCAGCUUCCCGCUCUACACAGUCGUCUACUACUCCACCAUCGAGGUCUUCCCGGGUGCACAGUUCUUCUUCGGAGGGUCAGCAAACCUCCUUAUGGCUCUCAUCUUCAUCCUCAUCAUGGUGUCAGACCGCAGCGCCAACUACAACGUGGAGGACGCUGUGCCGCCGCCGCAAGAGGGACCCGUCAAGGAAAAGAGUUUGGUGAUCCGCAAGGACUCCCGCUGGCUGUACGACGAAGACAAGGACUCCAGCACCACCAAGAUCCGCCUGGCCACCAUCCUGCUCUCCAGCUUCAACUUCUCCAUCGAGGUGCCCAUGAUAGAGCAGUCCUUUGGCAAGCCCCUCGAGACAAUCCAGGAGGAGCCGGAGGACGACGAAGAAAACGGGCAGCACCACUCCAAUAAUGUCAACUCAACCGAGGAGCAAGUUUCGGAAUCUUACGACAAUGUGGCGUAUGUUAACGAUAGUAAACCUUAGUGUUCUUAGGCGUCUAGUUUGUGUAUUAUAGUUCUUAGGGUUGUUGUGUUGCAAGUUAAAUGGCCACUUGUUUGAUGAAGUUGUGUGCUGUGGGAGAUUCCAGAGUGCCUUGUAGUGGUGGACUGUGGACAUCAGUUUUGUGUCCAUCAGCUACAUUAACCUCCUCUUUGGGGCGUCUCUCUGCCAGUCUGUCAGUUCAUAGUUGAUAGCGUUGAUACCAUUUCCACUCCCCCUCCCCUCACAUUCUCCUUGUACAGCAUCAGCAGCUUCAUGGAGAGUGGUCUGCAGUGUGGAUACAGCAGUGAGCAUCUCCAUGUCAUUAGAUCCCCUAACCGCGGUGCUGACCAGCUCCAGGUUAGGCAUAUAGUGAGUGUACAUACUGGCUGGUUAUCUAAGGUAGUGUUAGUUGUUAGUUCAGGACUCUGGUGUUGGUUUGUGAGAGGAUGAAGAGCCACAGUGAAAGGAAUUAGAGAAGAAUGUGUGCAGGCUUGUGUGUGUUGGCUUAUGUGACGAAGAAUCAGUGAAAGGAUUUGUGCGGGGUUGUCACAGCAGCUCCUCGUUUUGAUUAGAUAUGUAAGGUACACGAAGCCUGAGUGAGACCAAGAGUAUGCUGUGAUAUUCAUGCAUGCUUCUUUGUGUUAGUUGUGACUGGUAAUGGUCGAUGGAAUGUGAAAUACUUGGCGUGCGCUAAGUGUGGAUUCUGUCUCCACCGUUGAUGGUAACUGUGUUUUGAGAGACCAUCAGGAAGUUGUGAGGACAGCAAUGUAUCUGUUGCCAUGAUUCAAGAUUGUCCAUUCAUUCAUUGCCAAGAGUGUUGAAGGCCCAUAUGAGUUGCAUUAUGUUGCUGUGGCUGUUAAGAGUUUUUGCAAUUGUAAAAUAAUGUUCUUGUAACAUGUUUAAUAUUUAUGUCAUUAAGAGCAACUGACAAAAUUGAGAAGAGGAUUGAUAAAUUUUAAAUAUUAAAUAGUAUAUCAAUAAUGGUAGUCAAAAUUGAUAUGAGCAGCAGUAAAGUAAUCUCGAGUAUUAGCUUCUUGCCGUGCCUCUUACCUUGAUGACUGCAGCGAGUUCCCUCCAGCAGGUCAGCCGGGCCAUAAGAAGUGCAGGUUGUGACGCAGGACAAGGCAGGUUCAGGGAUAGCCUUGUGUAUGUGGUGAACCUUCUCAUUAUGUUGUCAGUAAAAUAAUCCUUCUCUUUAGGGGAGGAUUUUGAAAACUAGAAUCUAACAUUGUCCAAUAAGUUAUCAUAGUUUUUGUCUUCUGUGUCUUGAUUGUUAUAAUUCAUUUGAUACCAGUGUUCAGUGGUAAAGAAGCUGUGGAAACUGUGGAGUUCAUCUUUCAUAGAGGAACUUUGCUUUGCAGUUCUGGUCUUGCUUCAUCAUGGUAAUAUUUGUGUAAAUUAGUUUUCCCUGCAUGUAUCAAGAAUUGUUGUGUUUAGGACUUGUAAAUCAGUCCACACAGCAUUAGUGGCUGGUAGUACAUUGUGUCAAAAACUGUCCUCAAAUCCUUAAGGUUCACAGUAAAAUCCUUGUAUUAACUGCUGCAGAGAAAACUGUUCCUGAUCGCCAUCAUUCACUCAGUCCUAGAGGUACAGAAGGCACACACAAAAUGUUACCCUCACUGUAAUGUUUAUAGAUGAGCAUUAACAGAGGUAAAAGUGUUGUGUUCAAGGACUCUCUCACACUGUUUUCUUGAGGGUGUUAACACAGACAGCUUGGUGACGAUAGCUGUAUUUAUAUUAGCACCCCGAAGAAAACAGUGUGAGAGAGUCUGUGAACGCAUGACACUUUUACCUGUUACUGCUCCUCUACAAACAUGACAGUGACGAUAACAAGACACAGCUUGAAUCUACCAGUCACUGAUGAUGUCAUGUCUGAGAAGAGUACUUUGUUUACACCCAUUGUCAACGGAGGAGAGAAGUGCUGCUCCUCUUUGCCAGACCUCUGCUCCUUUCCUCCUGAACUAUGUGUGGCUGGCUUGCUUCUCACACUUCAUUCUGUUACUGAUGUGUGGCUUCAAAAGUAUUGUCUCAUGAAUAAAGCUACCGAUUCUGUAGUUGUUGGAGGGGAAUGUGAUGUGUGGAGAGAAAGUGAGUGAGUGAGUUAUCUUGUACAAGGGGAGACUGUGGUGUCGACUGUGGUAUAUUGACAUCCUGUGGGGGGACAUCCUGUGGGUCCCCUGGGUCCUGGGGUGGAGAGAGAGAGAGAGAGAGAGAGAGAGAGAGAGAGAGAGAGAGAGAGAGAGAGAGAGAGAGAGAGAGAGAGAGAGAGAGAGAGAGAGAGAGAGAGAGAGAGAGAGAGAGAGAGAGAGAGAGAGAGCGCCUUGUGUCUGGGAACUAACACUGCCUGAACUAUGCACAUCCACACAGUUAAAGCAUUCAGUAUUGUAUCUGCUUCACUAUUCAUGAGAUUUUUACCUUUGAAUACAUACAUCAGUACUUACAAAAGAAGAACAGAGUAAGUGUGGUUCUGUAAGCGUGGUAGCCAGUCAAAUGCAACCACAAGGAACAGGACACAGGGCAGCAAACAGUAGCCUCCUUCCUCAGCUGAAAGUAGACAGUGUAGUGAGUGUUGCAUUACGAGAUUCAACAGACUGCAAUGUACCGGCAGUGUCUGAGGCAAGGAGUUGUGUGACAGUGAGUGCCAAAGCAAGGUGGAGCCUGCACCUGAGUUUGUCUGAAGAUGUUGAGGCGUUGGCAGUUUUCACCUUACCAUUGGCGUAAUGGUCGGUUGGUUAAGGUGUUCACUCCUGAUUAGUGAUGCAUUUUCAGCUGUCCUGUAUAACUGUAUGUAAGGUAUUAAUAGUGGAUCAAAUUUCUGUACAUACUCGUUAAUUUACAGUGUAUGUAAUAAAAAUCCUAUUUUCA